AGCCGCUCCGAAGACAUGCUUGCCAUCUUUGCGCCCUCGGCCAACGCCCUCACCAUCGGCGCAGCUCCCCUGCACCGCCCGGCCGUCGUCAAGCCGGUCGGCGCCACCAUGAUGGCCCCGGAGCAGCUGGCGGAUGUGAUGCCGGCGCUGCAGACCUCGACGCUGCUCGCGGACGCGACGCUCGCCUCCGGCUCCGCCGUUGCGGGCGCUGGCCUCGGCCUGAUCGGCGGCGCCAUCGUGCUCGGCCCGGCCCUCUCGGCGGCGGGCGGCAAGGGCGCUGGCGGCAAGGCCAAGGGCACCGCGAUGGGCAUCGUCGGCGCCGUCGUCGGCGGGUCGAUCGGCCUCGCGGGCGGCGCCGUCGUCGGCCUCGGCGCCUUGUAAGCGUCGCGCCUUGUGAGCGUCGCCCGGAGAGCGCCGGCUGGGGGGCGGGCCUUGGCCGGACGGACUCUGUGAGAGCGCACAGUGGCGGGUUGAGUGACCUUUGUAGUAAAGCCAGUGCUGGUGUGGCUGUGCGGGUGUGCCCUCCGUCGUCCCUGCUGUCCGGUCGUCGCGUCGAUGCAAAAAACAUGCGCUUCUUUGCGUGCAGUUCUCGUCUGCACGUGGAACGGGUUACUG
Molecule: messenger RNA, 615 nt
Organism: Emiliania huxleyi CCMP1516
Lineage: Eukaryota; Haptophyta; Isochrysidales; Noelaerhabdaceae
Exons: 2
Coding region: 16-381 (121 amino acids)
Source: RefSeq, a predicted model, not a curated record